GGCUGUGAGCGGUGCUGGCGGGAGGAGGCGCGGCAAGAGAGGGCUCCCCUCUCGUCCGUCCCCACGAUGCCCCAAGCCUCGGAGCACCGUGUCGGCCGGGCCAGGGACCACGCCGUCGUCACCUCCCAGCCCAAGGCUGCCACCAAGCUGCCCAGCGGGCACCGGGCCCUGAGCCAGGAGCGCCAUGCUGCCGCCUUGGCCUCUGCCGCCACCAACGGGCUCUCCCCAGCCCCCAAGCUUCGCCUCCUGCCGCCCCGGCCCAGCCCGCUGGACGACCGGGGCAAGAAGCUGGAGCUGGACCGGGGUCGAGCCUCGAAACGGGGGGAGGCUCUCCGCAGCUCGGCGUGCCGGCGAGGGCCUGUGAAGGCGGACCACGCAGUGCGGGUGCCUGGCUCUCCGCAGGCGGGUGCCGUGCCGGGCAGCGCCUCCUUCUCCCUGCCUGCUGGGGCCUCGCUGGCAGGGCAUGAGGCAGAGCGCCGGCGGAGCAACCUGGCCCGCUCCAAAUCCAUCAGCAUCGGGGACCUGAGCCAGGGCGGCAGCGGCAGCCCCGCCGCG
Molecule: messenger RNA, 555 nt
Organism: Aptenodytes forsteri (emperor penguin)
Lineage: Eukaryota; Metazoa; Chordata; Aves; Sphenisciformes; Spheniscidae
Gene: USP21
Product: ubiquitin specific peptidase 21
Exons: 2
Source: RefSeq, a predicted model, not a curated record